Helobdella robusta is the source of this 963-nucleotide messenger RNA. RefSeq lists its product as hypothetical. NCBI's taxonomy places the organism in Eukaryota, Metazoa, Annelida, Clitellata, Rhynchobdellida, Glossiphoniidae. The annotation marks the transcript as partial. The transcript is spliced from 8 exons. The record is from RefSeq and is a predicted model, not a curated record. Gene Ontology annotation, molecular function: protein binding.
CAGUUCGAGUGUAACAACGGCUUCUGCAUACUUCCUAGCUUGCUGUGCAAUGGUCGAAAUGACUGCCUGGACAAUUCAGAUGAAUGGAGUUGUCCAACAACUACCAUGAACUACUACUGCCCAGCUUACUACUUUCGUUGUCGGUCCAGUGGCUACUGCAUCCCCAACUACUUCUACUGUGACGGUUACAACGAUUGCGGCGACUCGAGUGACGAGAUGUAUUGUAUGUCUCCCGCGAACUACCCCCCAUGCCUACCUACUGAAAUCAAUUGCCCGAACAGUGGCAAGUGCAUUCCGAUUACUUAUUUGUGCGAUAACUACAACGACUGCACUGAUGGCUGGGACGAAAUAAAUUGUCCUUGCCAGCCGCACCAGUACAAGUGUGAGAUAAGUGGGGAGUGUCUGCACCGCAGGUGGCUGUGCGACGGCAUCAGGGACUGUCCACAGGGGGACGAUGAGUCUGCAUCCGUGUGUCCCCCAUGUACAUCGGGUCAGUUUAAAUGCAGGAAGAUUAAUUUGUGCUUGCCCAAUGAAUUCCAGUGCAACGGAGCGAAUGAGUGUUCGGACAUGUCUGAUGAACAAAAUUGCCGGCCAUGCCCUAGCAGCAUGUUUAGAUGUCUGGAUGGAAGGUGCAUAACGAAGAAAUGGCUAUGUGAUGGAUAUGACGAUUGUGGCGAUGCGGAUCGUUCAGAUGAAGAUAAGAGAAAUUGCCUUCUGCCAUGCGGUGCGAACCAGUUCACAUGUCCGUCGGACAGAAAGUGUAUCGACAGCAGGCUUCUGUGCAACGGGGCUUAUGACUGCGAAGACAGAUGGGACGAACAAGGAUGUCGUCAGUUGAUGUUUCCCCAGUGUAGGGCAGACCAAUUCAGAUGCAAGAAAUCAGGGAUGUGCCUACCGAGUGAAGCUCAAUGUAACGGUACAUCCGAAUGCUCCGAUAUGUCCGAUGAACUCAACUGCUGUUAG